AAUUAUCUACGGAACAUGUGUUUUAUUUUUUUAUUUAGAUAAUCAUGGUUCAUAAGCCACACCAGUGUCGGAUAUACUUGUGCAUAAAAGGCCACGUGGAAAAGAAACGUUCGGUAAAAUAAGAAGAAUUAACGUCAAAGUCAUUUACUUGUCAUUAACUUUUGUAAAUAAAUAGGUUAAGUGAUUGUUUCAACAGUACUAAUGUUGCCCACUAAAGGGUAUUUUCAGGAUAUUGAAUGUCCUUAUUAUAAUAGUUCGUGCGGUAGACCAUACUGUCACUUUAGACAUCGAAAAAAACAAUCCGAACAUGUCGAAGAAGUUGUUGCCGCAUCGGAAAAUGAAACAAUUCCUGUGGUACCUACAUAUAAACCAACUCCAAAAAGUCAACUGGCAAACAUUCAGAAUAUUAGAAGUCACAUACCGAUUAGUUACGUACCGGAUCUAGCAUUUAGAUCAGACAAAAAAUAUAGGCCUACAACUAAAACAGAAAAUCCAACUUAUAAACCUACACCUUUGAGUAUUCUUUCUAGUGUUAAUAGGAAUCAGUCCCUGCAAGAUGGUAACAAGGAACAUAUAGAAGUUAUAAACGAGAUUAAACAAAAUAUAGCUAAUGUCGAAUAUGACCCUACAGUAUCAUUUCAACCUGCUCAAGAUAUAAACUUUGAAGAUUUAUCUAGUGAAUUUGAUUUAAUAGAUGAGAUAAUUAAUUGUACUGGCAAAACUUCCAAUGUAAAUAAUACUAACAAACAAAAAGGAUCAGUUAGUCAAAAGUCCACUAAUGACUACAGAAAAGAUGAUUCUGAAAAAACUAAGACUGAUAAAAGCAGUAAUUCCACAACAGAUGUUUCAAAGAAGAAAGUAGAUGAUUCAUUCACAAUUGAACAUAAUGAAAAUGAUAGAAAAAGUACAUUCAAGGAAAAUGUGAUUAAUAAAGAAUCUAGUCAUCAUCAAAAAAAUAAAGAAGGUAAAAGUCCGAGUCACGAAACAAAUCAAAAAGAUAAACAUAAAUUGAAAAACAAAGAGAAAGACUCUGGAAAAACAAAUAAGGACACAAAAGAACAUAAGGAUAAAGAUGCUUUAGAAACAUCAAAGAAAUCUAAAACAGAAUCAACAGAUGUGAAACAUAAAAGCAAGGAAAAGGAAAAAAGUAGAUCAGAAAGUAAAUCGAAAGAAGAAAAAUCACAUUCUAGCAAUAAGCAAGAUGAAAAAGAUCACCAUAAGGCUAAGACAAAAGGGAGUAGUGAAAAAAACAGUCGAAAUAAAAGUAAAGAUAGCAGCAAAAAAGGAAAAACUGCUCCUAAAGAAAGAAGCAGGAGUAGAAGUGCAGAACACAAAAAGAAUAAAGCAACAAAUGAUGACUCGAGGAGUAGUAGUAAAGAGCACAAAAAGAAUAAAUCUGCAAGUAAAGAAAGAAGUAGAAGCAGAAGUAAAGAACGCAAAAAGAAUAAAUCUGCAAGUAAAGAAAGAAGUAGAAGCAGAAGUAAAGAACCCAAAAAGAAAAAAGAAAAGGCGGCUAGCAAAGAAAGAAGUCGUAGUAGAAGUAAGGAGGGGAAACAUAAGAAAGAUAAGAAGAGAAGUAAAGAUAAAAGUCCUAGUGUAAGCAAGGAACAAAAAAAUAAGAGGGAAAGUGAUAAGAAGUUAAAAAAUAGUGGUAAAGGUGAAAAAGAAAAAUCCAAGCAUAGUAAGUCUGGUGAAAAUAGUAAAUCUAGCAAUAACACAAAGUUAGAUGAUUUUAAUUUGUUUGAAAAUAAUACUCUUGACUUUGACUCAGAUAUUGAACUCAAUGAGGAUGAAACAAUGCUAGAAUGUUACAGGAUAUUCAAUGAAUAUAAACCUGAAGAAGUGAAACCACAUCCUCAAGUUUCCCAAGAAGCAACACCUGCAAUAAAUGUGGAGAACGAAUAUCAUGGCAAAAAACGAAUAGCACAUUCAAAUGUUGAUAUUUUAUUCAAUGUACCAAAACAUACACCAGUCAAACCAAAUAUUGUACAAACACCUGGUCAGAUAUUAGCCAAUAGAUACAAAUUGGCUAAACAAAUGCAAGCAAAUAGAGAGCAAGAGUUGCUCAUAAAUGAAGUUCAACAAACAACAGUGGUGAAGAGACCUGCACCUUCCCUUCUAGAAGCAGCUAGGGAGAGGAAGAGAAUGAGGGAAAUGGAAAAGCCAAAAAGUACAAACUUAGUAGAUGAUAUACUAAAAGGUACAAAAACAAUUACCUACACACCAACACAAAAGUUGAUGUCUAAAAAAAUUACUCCUGUCCACAAUGUUCUGGCAAUAACUAAAGCAAAAGCAAUGAUACCGAAAAUAAAUCCAACAAAAUCUAUUAAAACGAUUGCACAGACUCAAAAAAGUGGCAGAGUAGCUCAUGUACCUGAUGUGUCAUUGAGUGAUAUUCCUGAUGUUUUCAAUGCAGAUAAAUCAAAACUUCCCAUCAAUGUUAGAACUCGAUUUUUAACAAUGAUUGCAGACGAAUGUGUUAAAAUGUAUAUAUCAAAAGAAGAAGCUUAUUCGCGAGCACUAAAAGAAGAAUUUAGUUGUUACGAAAAGUGUAAAGUAUUAACAUCAUAUAGAAACUCUGCAAUGUUAGCAGUUAAUAGGUUAAGGAAAGAAAUUCAAGAAAGAAAUAAAAACGGAUUAGGUCUUAUCGGUAUCGGUGAGGAUGAAGAAGGAAACACAGAAGAAAGUAAAGUGAAACAGUUUUAUAACCAAAUUAAAAAGUGGGUUUUAACUGAAGAAGAAUUGGAUAUACAUGGAUAUCCGAGGCAGACCAAUGAAUUUGGUGUUGCUAUUAUUAAAAAUUUCAAGAGUACAUUUCCAUCUAACCUAGAUGAAAAUCAAAGGAUAUGUUCAAGAUGUAACAAGAUAUAUCAGGUUGAUGAUGAUGGUUGGCCACUUUUUGAUGAAGAAUGCUGUUAUCAUCCUUUAAAAAAACGUACAAUACGGGGUGAACAAACUUACCUUUGCUGUAGAACAAGUGACGAAAUGGGUUGUGCCACAUCAGAUACCCACGUCUUCGAUGGCUACACUUCAGCUAAAUUAGAAGGAUUUCAAACAACCAUGGAUUCUGACAUUGAAGGAGAUCCAAGAAGUCACAGUGUUUAUGCGUUAGAUUGCGAAAUGUGCUAUACCACAAAAGGUUUAGAAUUGACUAGAGUGACAAUAGUGGACAUUGAAUGUAAAACUGUUUAUGAAUCUCUAGUGAAACCCCUCAAUCCAAUCAUAGAUUAUAAUACCAGAUUUUCCGGUAUAACCAAAGAACAAAUGGACAAAACUAGUACCAGUAUUCUUCAAGUUCAAGCCAAUAUAUUGCACUUGUGUAACUCUAUGACUAUUUUAGUAGGACACAGUUUGGAAUCUGAUAUGAAAGCUUUGAAAAUUGUACACGGCAUGAUCGUCGAUACUUCGGUGUUGUUUCCACAUAAAAUGGGACUGCCUCAUAAGAGAGCUUUAAGAGUUCUAGCUAGUGAGUAUCUUCGCAAGAUUAUACAGAAUGAUAUAAGUGGCCAUGACAGUGCCGAGGAUGCUGUGACUUGUAUGGAACUAUUGAAGUGGAAAUUAAAAUCAGACGCGAAAAUUAAACAUUCUUAGUUGUAUUGCGAGUGUUUGUUAAAAUUGAUUUCGGCAAAACUUCUUUUCUCAUUUAAAAGGUCUAAUAUAUAAAUUGAAAUUAAAGGAACCUGAAUGUUAUUUCGAUUGUGUUUCCUUCAAUUAAUGGAUCAAAUCUAGUAGUUGAAUAACUAUCGUUAAUAAAAUAAUUUUAUUUUCUGAAUUUUGAUUUCAUUUUUCCAAUUUAUGUGUACGAGGGUAUCGUUUUAAUUUUCAUAAUGUGUUAAAUGGUUUUAACUAUUAGAUUUGUGCAAUUUUCAAUCAUUUUGAGAAUUUUAUAGUGUUUCUUUUUCAUUCGGUUCUUUAUUCGAUUAUUGUCUUCUUAGUCCUUUCUAUUUCGAUUGCUCUAAAUGUUAAAAAUGGUCUGUACAUCAAUUGAAAUUUUUUUCAAUUUAUCUAAAUCAUUAUAACUCUAAUUAUUUCAUGUUUCGCUGUCUCUCUGCUUGAAAUAUUCUUUUAAUUUUUCUAUUCAUCUGUAUAUUUGAAUAAAAAAGGAGUGAAAAACAGAUUUUUAUCUAGAAAACAAUUAGAAGAUCUGUUUUAAUACCAGUAUUUCCUUUUCUAGGCAUGUUUCGAAUCUCAUAGCUGUUUCCUAUUUUUUGGUUUUGUUUUCCAGUCUUGAAUUCCUCUCUCUGCGUACCAUAUUUCUCUUGGACCAUUAUUUGUUCUUUCUCAGCCAUAAUUUUCCUUUCUUUUUACCCCCUGAGUAAUUUCCUUUCUCAUAUAUAUCUAAUUUCUCUUCCUCUGUUUUGUUAAGAUCCCACAUAACUCACUAUUGGUCUUAUUAUUGUUUUAUAGAGAUGUUUUUCUGGAGAUUUUUUAGAACUUAUUUAAUUUAGUGUUAUCCUUGCUUCUAUGUUUCCUCAAUCGUUACCGUAGUCCUUGAUGUUUCUAUGAAGACCUGGCAAAAUUCCUUCAGCUCAUUCUGUGGUUUCGAAAGGAUUUCUACUAUGCCAGUAGUUAUGAUGUUCUGCUUAAACCGAUAAACUGUGUUAAAUCAGUGGUGGCUUGAGUUGUGCUACAAUAUGUGUACAUAGGUUGUGUGCAGUAUUGCGGAAAGUUUUAUUUCGAUUUUCUAUAUAUUGAGACACAUGGAUCAUUGCCAAAUAGACAUACCUUCCACUGGUGAUCUUAUCAACCUAUACUUUUGCUCUUCGAUGUAUUAGGUCCUGUUGCAGGCAUUCUAAAAACCCUCUGUUACCAUCACAAUAAUUGUGCACAACCUUUAGGGGGUAAUAUUAUGGUUUUGGUUAACUUCGGGGGGAGUUUUGAAGUUUUAAUUUUAAAAUAAACAGUUUGAUGUGUUUUAGUACAUUCUAAUAUUAACACAGAAGGUGGAAAUAUCACGUGAAAAUAAAAUUAAAAUAAAAAAACCAGUACUUAGUUCUUUUAUUAAAAGUUUUAAGACGAUUUUUUGUUGGGGAGUGUAUGUGUUGUAUUAUUCUGUCAUCUAUCAUUUUUUUUGCUAUCUACAUCUUAUUUUGUAUUUAUAAAUGUUUUUACAAACAAAAUCGAAUUCCAAGGUUAUUGAAUAAAAUUACUAUCAACCUAAUAUACUGGAUGUCCCAUUAGACAAAACGCAGAAAGACCUUUUAAUAGAAAACGAUACUUUUGUCGAAGAUCCUUCUCUUCUUAUUGUAAAUAUAAGAUUUAAUUUAUUUUUUUUUAUUAAUAUUCUUUUUUUCAGUGAUAAAUAUUAAUUUUAUAAAUUUUUAUUCAUUUAUAAUUAGUACAUUGAAAAUUUUUUCAUGUUCAAUUUUGAGUUUAAUUUGUUAAUUAAGAUAAUAAAUACAUUGACUAGCAAAUAUUGUAAAAUGCCUCAAUGUAUAGUGAUGUUUAUGAAGAGUUACUAUGUUUUUAAUAAAAAUGUGUAAAACUUGUGUAUUUUCCAAAA
Molecule: messenger RNA, 5503 nt
Organism: Diorhabda sublineata
Lineage: Eukaryota; Metazoa; Arthropoda; Insecta; Coleoptera; Chrysomelidae
Product: RNA exonuclease 1 homolog
Exons: 2
Coding region: 202-3591 (1129 amino acids)
Cellular component (GO): nucleus
Molecular function (GO): nucleic acid binding; exonuclease activity
Source: RefSeq, a predicted model, not a curated record